Messenger RNA from Actinia tenebrosa (Australian red waratah sea anemone), 2443 nucleotides. RefSeq lists its product as uncharacterized. Gene Ontology annotation, molecular function: protein binding. Gene Ontology annotation, cellular component: nucleoplasm. The record is from RefSeq and is a predicted model, not a curated record. Lineage: Eukaryota; Metazoa; Cnidaria; Anthozoa; Actiniaria; Actiniidae.
UGUUGAAGGCCGUUUGUUUUGUAUAUCAUGGCGUCUUGAGAUUCUGUUUCAGUAUUUUCUAUUUUGGGCUUGCCCUUACAUAGUCCAAAUAUCAGCCGAUCUCGACCACUAGCUGUUAGCAAGGACCCUAAAGGACUGCAUAAAUCUUUUAGCAACGAUGGUAUCAACACUAGAACCUACGAGCCUUGAUGCUCCUAUUACUCCAGCAUGUAAUAAGUCCAUCAAUACUUCUGCCAUAGAUGGUUCAAUAUCCUUGUAUACAACACCUGAGACUGAAGGAGAAAAAGUUGAAGAUGAACCCAGAACUCCUCAGAAGGAAUCUACCAGCAAGAAGAAAAGCAGUCGCAUUGGUUCAAAACGAAAGCUGUUUCUUCAAAGUGGGCCUAGUGGUGGUCAAAGCAAAGUUAAGAAGAUGUCAAGCAUUCCUGUGGUAAAGCCAAAAAAGAUGGCCACUCCUGUAGCUACUUCUCCCACAGUGAAAACAUCUCCUAAUGGUUCGGCAGGGAAGGAAGGAGCUUGGCCAACCUACCCUCUUACUGAACGCCAACAGCUGCAAUAUCUGCUUGAGGUCACUGCCAAGGAAGCUCAGACAGAGCCGCAGGAAUCAGAAGAAAAUCAAAAUCAGGGACAGAUGUUUACCAGGUUGAAGAAGAAAGAUGCGAUAAAGAGGGAGGUCAAUAAUAUGCGCAUGAGUAAAAGAAAUGAGCGUGGAGAGACACUGCUUCACCUCGCUGCAAUAAAAGGAGAUACUGAAGAGACUAUAGCAUUGAUAAAAGGAGGAGUCUCUGUGAAUGCCAAAGAUUAUGCUGGUUGGACUCCAUUACAUGAGGCAUGUAACUUUGGACACCUUCACAUUGUUGAURAACUUCUCAAGGCUGGAGCUAAUGUGAAUGUUCCAGGGUAUGAAGAUAUCAGCCCCCUUCAUGACGCCGUCAUUAAUAACCAUGUGCAGGUUGUAGAACUACUCCUCAGAUAUGGGGCACACCCUGAACAAACAACGAUGCAAGGCUACACUGCAAUAGCUCUUGCCAGAUCGGCAUCUAUCUUGGAAUUGCUUCACAGUGURCAGCCUUCUUCGACAACAAUCAUGGCUCCUCCACCAAAAGAUUUUUCUCCAAUUAACUCGGAGAAAAACCUAGAUUCUAAUGAGGCAUCAAAUCAGAUAAAUUUGAUGCAGAACGAGUCAACAAAUCUGUCGUCAGAGAAAGGUUACAAUUCUGACCCAUCACAAGAAGGUGUUAGUCAAGUCUCUCCCCAAAAGUACACCUUYAUAAGAAGCAGUAAUUUAGAACAAAAUUAUUUAUACUCCAGACGGAGUUCCAGCUCAAGUACAAGCCAAAUYAGUGAUGUGGAUGAUAGUAUUGAUCCAAAACGCUUGAAUGAAUGCCUCGACAAAGCCAUGUUACAAAUGUCUUCAUAUCUAGACCCCAAGGAAAAUACCUGYGAAUUUUUGAAUCAGAGUUUUCCGAAGAGCAACCAAUCGGUUCUUGUGMAUUCUUCAGCUACUGUGAUAACCUCAAGAUCCAAAAGUCUUGAAGACAAAAAAUUAUGUGAACAACAAAAUGUAGAAAACAAGCAAAAUUCUAUAAACAAUGGACAAAGUAAUUCAAAUUUAGGAGAGCGGGAAAUGGUCAAAAGCUCUGGGCAGCAAGAGAAUGAAGCAAUGAAACAACUAAUCUAUAAAAAUCCAAUCACUGAAGAUGGCAAUUCAAACAAGGAGAACCAUCCUUCCCAGAAAAUAACACYACAGUCAGAAAAUACAAAUAUUUUGAACGAAAAUGUUGGUAAUACUAAAGUAGAUGUACGGAAUUCUAGUGAGGUGAAGAAGGGGAUACAGGACUGUUUUGAUCACAUUAAGAAUCCAACRUGGAGGAAGGCAUUAGAGAAGCAGUAUUACAGCGCUUCAAGUCUACCACUUUAUGUGCCUGGAUAUAAGAAGUUCAUGAUGAGUACUAAGUCCUACACUUURCACACCCAAGAUUCCAUAGGUUCAUGUCCUCCCUCAGAAAAUGAAAAUUUGGAAAAAACUGAACUAACGAGAAUAAAAACAGCRCAUCAAGUAGAAAGAGAGAAGCUUCAACUGUGUCUAGAGCAAGAAAUUGUUAGACUAUUUAGUAGUUUUGCUCGUAGGGCCAUAGAAAAAGAUACCCCAGUUGGUGUUUGUACCAUCAUACAACAGCAAAUGAAAUCACAUGGCAGAGAGGAUACAAAACCCAAAAAGAAUGUAGACAAGCUUUCAGGUCAGUCUAUCAAAGCUGAAGUCGAACAAAUUCUAGAGAAGUUUGAAAAACUGAAGACCAAACUUCUGAACCGUCAGAGACACGAAAUCGAUGCAAUAAUAGUGGCAAGUCACCAGAAAAUGCACAGCAGCAAACGCAACUACAGUCCGAGGGUUUUGAACUCAUGCCAGAAGGGUUUAGAGAGUAUUAUGAAGAGUUUUUGA